Molecule: messenger RNA, 426 nt
Organism: Colletotrichum aenigma
Lineage: Eukaryota; Fungi; Ascomycota; Sordariomycetes; Glomerellales; Glomerellaceae
Exons: 1
Coding region: 1-426 (141 amino acids)
Source: RefSeq, a predicted model, not a curated record
AUGGUGCCGCUAGGCUUCUCACCCCCGGUCAGCUAUACCCAGGCCAGCUAUACCCAGGCCAGCUAUACCCAGGCCAGCUCUCCCGAGCCCGCGGCCUCCAGCACCGUCUCGCAACCCGAGCGCUGGAGCCAACAAUGCCCGCUCCUGGACAAAUGCCCGGGCUUCGAAAAGAGCUGUCCCCAUAGGCACAGCAUCAUUGCCUACGGCACCCGCCAGCCAGAGGCCGCCGAUGACCGCGCAGUUGGCGAUAGCAGCCAGGCAGCCCAGGAUGACGCCAGCGACAGCGAAGCUGGUCAAUCCGCUGAAGAAGACCAAGACGACAGCGAUGACGACAGCCAAUACGAAAAGCCACCAAGUCGUGGUUGCUGGUCAGACGUCAGUGAAGAGGAAAGACCAAGUCUUCGGCGUACACGGUCAAUGGAGUAG